Messenger RNA from Pogonomyrmex barbatus (red harvester ant), 1415 nucleotides. It is a transcript of the gene Surf6, whose product is annotated as Surfeit locus protein 6. Gene Ontology annotation, cellular component: nucleolus. NCBI's taxonomy places the organism in Eukaryota, Metazoa, Arthropoda, Insecta, Hymenoptera, Formicidae. Gene Ontology annotation, molecular function: RNA binding; DNA binding. Gene Ontology annotation, biological process: ribosomal large subunit biogenesis; ribosomal small subunit biogenesis. The record is from RefSeq and is a predicted model, not a curated record.
AUGCUCGCGUUUUUCGUCGCUCGUCGCGUUCAAUGUGGGAGAGCCCCAGGCUUCUCUCUGGUUCAAAUCACGACGUAUAUGCAAAUAUUUACCAAAAGAUUUUAUUUUUUGUUUCUGGCCUUUCCCUUUCUGAACUCAUGUUUAAAUGUGCAUAUGACGCAUCUAGUAUCUUUAUAUUCAAGAUUUGUAAUGUUUGAGUGACAUAACCUAUAUUAGAUACAAGCUUAUUUAUAUUUUCGUCAAGUACACGUGAGUUAAAAGAAAAAUGCAAUUAACAAACAUGUCGAAAGAAUUUAAUAAAGAUGAAGUGCGCAAAAUGCUUUUGGCAGAAGAAACGUUUAUUUCGCAUAUAUUAUCUAUUAUACCUCUGUCGUCGCGUGAAUUAGCUGAAAAAAAUUUAUCCAUGAAGAAAGAAGAGUCCACGAAAAAAGUCAAGACUUUUACUACAGGCAAAAAAAUAAAAAGAGCAAAUACUUUCAAAGAGUUGCAUGCAAAAUUGGAGGAAUUAAAGAGUAUGAAAAAGUUGGAUUAUAAGCAAAAACUUCUUAAGAAAACAUUGAAAAACAAAAUUAAAAAGAAGACAAAAAAGGAAGAACGUUUACUACACAAAAAGCUGGCUAGAAUAGAACAGAAUGCAGUUGGUAGUAGUAAAAUAAAGAUUGAAAAUGAAGAGAUACCAAAAGUUCCAAAACCAAAACCGAUUUUUAACUCAGAGGGUAAAAUGGUGUUUAGUAAAUUUGACUUUUCUGAAAUUGGUGUAAAAAAGAAAUUACCUAAAAAUCGGAACGAUCCCAAAAAGGUUUUACAACAAUUGCAACAGAAAAAGGAAAAAUUGAAACAACUAGAAGACUCAGGUAACAAAGAAAAAGUUGAAGAUAUCAAAGAAAAAGAUGCAUGGAAAUCUGCUUUAGCAAAAGCAUCUGGCGAGAAAAUUAAAGAUGAUCCUGAGUUAUUGAAACGUACUAUAAAACGGAAUGAGCAGAGAAAGAAACAUAGUGCAAAAAAAUGGAAUACCAGGAUAGAGAAACAAGAGAAAUCUAAGCAAGAAAGGCAAGAAAAACGGCGAGAGAAUAUUAUGAAGAAAAAAAAGGAAAAGAAAAUGAACAAGUUGAAAAAAGCAGCAAAGAGAGGACGUUUAAUACCCGGACUUUAAUCAAGCCAAUUAUUUCCAUUCCAACUAUACUUUUCCUCAAAUUUUUAUCGUGGAACAUAUGUUUUUGUUUAAGGAUUGUUUUUUAAAUCUAAUUUAGUUUAUUAUGUAUAUUUACUAUGAAAAUUAUUUUCAGACUUAACAUAAAAAGGUGGAGUUAAAUAUUCUAAUUUGUAUUAUGUAAAAAUGUACAUUGAACGAUGUAUUUGUGUACAAUAUCAAUCUGUAUAAUACAGUUACGAAUAAUAACUUUAUUCAUGUGUGA